UCUUAUCUUCGCAGCUGCGCGCCAUGUCUUACUGCACGGGCGACGCGCCCAUGGCGGCACUGCCACUCAAGCUCCACUUCGUGUUGGUGCCGCUCCUCGCGCAGGGCCACGUCAUCCCCAUGAUGGACAUGGCGCGCCUCAUCGCUGGCCGCUGUGGCGCGCGCGUCACCGUCGUCCUGACCCCUGUCCACGCAGCGCGCAGCAGGGCCGUCCUGGAGCACGCCGGCCGCGCUGGGCUCGCCGUCGACUUCGCCGAGCUAGAGUUCCCGGGGCCCGCGCUGGGCCUGCCCGAGGGGUGCGAGAGCCACGACAUGAUCAGGGACUACACGCAUUUCAGGCUGUUCUGCGACGCCAUGUCCCUGCUCGCCCAGCCGCUCGAGGCGUACCUCCGGGCGCUGCCGCGGCAGCCUGACUGCAUCGUCGCCGACUCGUGCAGCUCGUACCCGGCGGCCGUCGCGCGGAGGCUCGGCGUCCCGCGGCUGGUGUUCCACGGCCCGUCGGCAUUCUUUGUCCUCGCGGUGCAUAGCCUGGACAAGAACGGCGUGUACGACCGCGUCGCGGACGACUUCGAGCCGUUCGAGGUGCCGGACUUCCCCGUACACGCCGUGCUGAAUCGGGCAACGUUGCCCGGGUUCUUCCAGUCGCCGGGGCUAGAGAGGCACCGGCGCGACAUUCUCGACGCCGAGGCCACCGCCGACGGCCUGGUCCUCAACACGUGCGCGGCUUUCGAGGGCGCGUUCGUCCAGCGUUACGCCGAGGCGCUCGGCCUGAAGGUUUGGGCAAUCGGGCCACUCUGCCUCCUCGACUCCGACGCCGAAACCACGGCGGUGAGAGGUAAUCCUGCCGCCGUGGACAUCAGCCUCGUGGUGUCAUGGCUGGACGCGAGACCGCCCCAGUCUGUGCUCUACGUAAGCUUCGGCAGCGUCGUGCACUUGUUCCCGCCGCAGGUCGCCGAGCUCGCUGCCGGAUUGGAGGCAUCAAACCGGGCGUUCAUCUGGGUGGCCAAGGAGACCGACGUCCUCGACAUCGGUUUCGACGCGCGCGUAGAAGGGCGGGGCCUCGUCAUCCGCGGCUGGGCGCCGCAAAUGACCAUUCUGUCCCACCCUUCGGUCGGCGGCUUCCUAACGCACUGCGGGUGGAACUCCACGCUGGAGUCUCUCUCCAACGGCGUGCCGCUUCUGAUUUGGCCGCAGUUUGCCGACCAGUUCCUUACCGAGAUGCUAGUCGUGGACGUGCUCGGCGUCGGCGUCCGGACCGGCAUCAAGGUACCUUUCACGCACGUGAUCAGCAACCCCGAGAUGUCGAAAGUGCAGAUUAGGAGGGAGGCCGUGGAGAGAGCGGUGGUUGAGUUCAUGGACGAGGGGGCGGCGAUGCGGAUGAGGGCGAAGGAGCUCGCCGUGAUGGCGAGGGACGCAAUGGCAGAGGGUGGGUCCUCACACAGCGACCUGGCGAGCUUGGUUCGCCAUGUCGCCGAGCUCGUACAGCAAGAAAAAGAUCAUAGUGGAGGUUCGUGAAA
Hordeum vulgare subsp. vulgare (domesticated barley) is the source of this 1516-nucleotide messenger RNA. RefSeq names its product UDP-glycosyltransferase 73E1-like. Gene Ontology annotation, molecular function: UDP-glycosyltransferase activity. The transcript has a single exon. The coding region runs from base 24 to 1514 and encodes 496 amino acids. The record is from RefSeq and is a predicted model, not a curated record. NCBI's taxonomy places the organism in Eukaryota, Viridiplantae, Streptophyta, Magnoliopsida, Poales, Poaceae.